Messenger RNA from Dryobates pubescens (Downy woodpecker), 1850 nucleotides. RefSeq names its product KLF transcription factor 9 (gene KLF9). NCBI's taxonomy places the organism in Eukaryota, Metazoa, Chordata, Aves, Piciformes, Picidae. Gene Ontology annotation, molecular function: RNA polymerase II cis-regulatory region sequence-specific DNA binding; DNA-binding transcription factor activity, RNA polymerase II-specific. The coding region runs from base 418 to 1119 and encodes 233 amino acids. The transcript has 2 exons. The record is from RefSeq and is a predicted model, not a curated record. Gene Ontology annotation, biological process: regulation of transcription by RNA polymerase II.
CCCUGCCCGCUGACCAAUCGGGGGGGCGGGAAGGGGGCUCCGAACCUGACGUGAUGGGACUCGGCGCGGCCGUCCCCGGGCAGGAGCACGCGGGCGGCGCGCGGAGCGGGGGACGUGGGGCAGGCGGCAGGGCGGCGGCGGGCAGUCUCCUCUCCCCCGGCCCCUGCGCCGGACCUGGGCCGGCCGCGCGGGCGGAGGGCGGCACUCCCCCCCCGCCGGCUGCGCGCCGCCCCCGGGGGGCGGCGGUGAGAGACCUGCCCGGCGCCCCGGUGUUUAUUUUUACUCCCCUUUCUCCUCCCCGCGCGCCUUAGAGACCCCGGCGCCGCGGGCGGGCCAUGGGUGGUGGCGGCGCAGCCGGCCCGGCGGGCGAAUACUGAGGGCGCCCGUAGCCCUUCGUCGUCGGGGCGCGUUCGCACCAUGUCGGCUGUCGCCUACGUGGACUUUGUGGCGGCGCAGUGCCUGGUUUCCAUCUCAAACCGCUCUGCCGUGCCCGAGUCAGCGCGGCUGAAGGUACCGGACGAGGGGGAGGCGGCCCGGGAACUGCGCGACCCCCGUGACGCCUGGAAGGACUACUGCGCCCUGCUGGCCAUCGCCAAGAGCCUGCUGGAGCUGAACAAGUACCGGCCGCUUCCCGCCCCCUCCGUCUGCAGCGACAGCGUGGAGAGCCCCGACGAGGACGCGGGCUCCGACAGCGACGCGGCCACCGAACCGGGCUCUAGCCCGCCUCGUAGCCCGCCGCCGGGGCCGCCCCCUCGCCUUCGAGCCGCCGGGGCCGCUCCCAAGGGGAAGCUGGUGGCCGAGAAGCGGCACAAGUGCCCCUACAACGGCUGCGGCAAGGUCUACGGCAAGUCCUCCCACCUCAAGGCGCACUACCGGGUGCACACAGGCGAGCGACCAUUCCCCUGCACAUGGCCUGACUGCCUUAAAAAGUUCUCCCGCUCCGACGAGCUCACCCGGCACUACCGAACCCACACCGGUGAGAAGCAGUUCCGAUGCCCCCUCUGUGAGAAGCGGUUCAUGCGGAGUGACCACCUGACAAAGCACGCCCGCCGCCACACCGAGUUUCACCCCAGCAUGAUCAAGCGUUCCAAAAAGUCCAGCUCCAGCAGCUCCUUGUGAAGGCAGGGCUGGCCUGGGGAGAGGAGCUGAGGGUAUGCUGAGCCAUGGUGAGGAUGCAAGUGGUGGCACCGGUGCACAAGCACUGCUGUGGCACUGGUUGCCUUGCCAUGUGAGAGCACGUGUAGCCAACAUUCACACACACACACAAAAGAGUACUCUAUGCCUUGCUGCCCAUCCUCUACCUCCCCAUACUGUGCUGGGAAUGGUAGUCUGGAGCAAGUGGGCUGCAGGAUGGGAGGAGAAAAGGGGAUGGCCAGCAGAGGAGGCAACCACCUCCUCUAACAUAAAGCAUUGAUACUGGUGUACAUACAUUAGAUUGAAUGGCCUGGCCCGUGCCACCACAGUAGCGUGACCCCAAGGUCUUUGUGAUUGCUGUGUCAUGAACAUGUUUUGUUGAACAGUGUAAUGCUGCUUGUAUUUAAAGUCUGCCAACUAAAACUGCUUUUCACGUCACGUAAAUAACUCAGAUAAAAGCUCUGUAGCACAUUGUAGAAGUGGGUUUACUUCUGUCUCAGAACAAUCCUGCGUUUAAAGAGACUGUUAAGAGAAACAUUACAUAAGUUACUAAUAGCAUCUGAUUGAUAAUACUGAGGUAAGAUGAAUUUAUACUCAAGAAGGCCCAUUAAAGUAAAUGGGUCUUAAUUUGUAUUAAUGAUACUUUUUGCAUAUAAGCUGCACUUUUCCAGUGAAAACAUGUAUAAUUCAAGAAGAUACUUAAAAAAAAAAAAAAA